Molecule: messenger RNA, 1401 nt
Organism: Colletotrichum graminicola M1.001
Lineage: Eukaryota; Fungi; Ascomycota; Sordariomycetes; Glomerellales; Glomerellaceae
Exons: 7
Coding region: 1-1401 (466 amino acids)
Source: RefSeq, a predicted model, not a curated record
AUGAUUCUUUUUCGCGCCGUUGCCAUAAUUUCCCUUGCGGGAUUGUCCGCCGCAUUUGUGGACUGGAGAAACGCAACAUGCAGUGGCCCCAUCACCGACGCCAUGGCCUUGCCAAACUUGCGAUGGGAGGCGGCCGGUGCCUCUGCGGCGCUCAGUGACUUGAUGGAUUCCUGGAGGAACUACAGCUCGGGGCCAUACGAAGUCAAAUUUGAGUUCAGCCAGUAUGCCUCCUGGUACUUUGGCGGACCAGAGAUGUGGCGAUGCACGCAGCUUCUCGAUGUGCCCUGCUCAACGUCUGUAUCUUGCGAGGGCACGAAAUACCCAGCCGGACAUCUCAUCUUGAACUCCUUCUCCAAGCUUCACCAGUUUCACCGUCGCUACUGGGAGGCUCUCAACCAGGCGCAGAUGGAUAUCCAAGCCGACAUGCCCCUCUUUGCUGAAAAGUUCUCUAUUCCGCUACCCACUUCAGAAAGUCAGGCUCAGAUGCAACGGAUCAUGCUGAACGUACUGUACGGAGUCGUCGGUAUCGCUCAAGCCUACGCUAAUAACUUCUUCGUCUAUUCUGCCGUCAUGGAUGGAUUUUUAGGCCUCUCUCAGACAUUCAGGUCUCAAAUCACUACAACGACUAGUUACACCAUCUUUACAAGCUGGGCUAUUGGAAAGGACUAUAUGCUGCCGGGUAAAGCCCCAGAACCCGCCUAUGGUAAACUGUCGGCCGUAAUGGGCUCAGUGUUUGACCAGUGGAAAGCCACUGAGGUGGCCUUUCUCAAGAAUAUCUUCACCGUGAAGGACAACGAAACAAUGGCGUUCUUGACGGCGACGCUAGAUAACGGCCUAAUGUCUGCCGUACCCGACGACAUUGAUUUUAGGGAAAUGGCACAGGUGCUGAAGAAGGUUUUCUACGUCCAGCUCAUGGUGUCCACUUGGCAAUCAGUCGCGGACGCCCGGCAACCAUUCGUACUUCUCUACUCCAGGAAAACAAAUCUUCCUUAUGGGGACCACGCGAGAGCAGCGACCUGCUACAACGGCGCUCUGUUUUAUCUCUUGGACGUCAGGAGCCAAGGCGUCACGCUAAAUAUUGGGAGUCCCUCCAUCAGACCCAGUGAGAACUUUCCUUUCUCGGCGCUCUACGGCACAGAGACAAUGGACGGCGUAAUGUGGGGCGGAGUGACCAGGGAGGACAUUGUCGCGGCCGUCUAUGGCGCCUGGGUGGAGGGCGGCCGAAUGAACAACAACUUCAACCUGAACUACACUGAUGUCAGCCCAUCCCAGAACUCGUCACUCUGGGUUGGACAAGGAAUCAGGCUACCAGGCUUCGUUAAGCUGCCUUUGUGUCACAACCUCUACACGAUUUCUUGCGCAGCACUAGCACGACUUCAUCUCCUAGUCAGACCAAAAUAG